AGCGCUCAAAUGAAGGGGACACAGAUCUGGAUUAAAACGCAUAAAUGGGACACUCCAGAGAAGCAUCCGCUAGGAAAAGUGCUCGGAGCAAGUGACUGUGAUGGGCUGUCGGACUGCAUCUGAAGUACUCUACCAAAGAAUAAUAUCCACUCCUGACCUACUCUGAAGAACAAUAUUUGAUUCGAUCAAUGUUACAGUCUCCCCCGGAGGGAAUUACUCCUGAGUAAUAGGUGGACCCUCAGAAAAGAGCAACAGUGGACCAUGUGAUACUUGACCUUCAAAGAGAGAACUCGGGUAACUCCAGGAGAUGUCAAAUCUGAGCUGAGGCUGCUCUCGAGAGGAACACCCAGCUCAUAAUUCAAUCAUCUUUUCAUGUGUUGCUCAGCAAUACUGAAACAUCAUGGGCCAUCAGUGACAGAGCGUAGUUAUCAAUGCUGGAUCUUCAUUUAUUGAGGAGUACCGGACAUCUCAUCAUGGAUUUGAAUGAGAUUUUCUUCACCAAAGUGCGACUGUAAGAAAGACUGGAGUGUGGGGGAACUGGACACUGGGGGUUGGGAGGAUUAGCUAGUGGGCUGCUAACCCAUGGUGGAUCUGCUGUGAGCAGGAUAAGGGACUCAGCAGUGGAGGAUGUCAGCGGAGGCCGAGCUCCAGCCGGGUGUCAAAACCAGCCAGCGAAGGGAGUCCAGGAGGAUCAAAGGUCAGGACCGCAGUGAGGCGGGGCUUAUUAAGCGUUUCCGUGGAGAUGGCGUGCGCUACAAGGCCAAGCUGAUCGGGAUUGAUGAGGUGACAGCAGCGCGCGGGGACAAGCUGUGCCAGGACUCCAUGAUGAAGCUGAAGGGAAUGGCUUCCUCGGCACGUUCCAAAGGGGAGCACAAGCAGAGAGUGUUCUUGACGGUCUCUUUCGGCGGGAUCAAGAUUUACUGUGAGAGAUCAGGGGUGCUCAUGCAUCACCACUCAGUCCAUGAGAUCAGCUACAUCGCAAAGGACACCAGGGACCACCGGGCCUUUGGCUACGUCUGUGGGAAGGAGGGCCACCACAAGUUUGUGGCCGUCAAGACCGCGCAGUCGGCGGAGCCUCUCAUCAUUGACCUGCGUGACCUCUUUACGCUCAUCUAUGACAUUAAACAGCGGGAGGAGAUGGAGAAGAAGGCCCAGAAGGACAAACAGUGUGAGCAGGCAGUCUACCAGACCAUCCUGGAGGACGAAGUGGACGAUCCCGUUUACCAGUACAUAGUGUUUGAGGCUGGACACGAACCCCUCCGUGGCCCCCAGUCAGAGGAGAGCGUUUAUCAGGUCCCAACCAGUCAGCAGAAGGAAGGGAUCUAUGAUGUCCCAAAACGCCAUUUCAUGACUAACAUCAACCACUUUGAUCUUUUCGGUGACAUGUCCACUCCUCCCUCGAUGCCCCCAUCACCUGCCAACACACUGGACCCAAGCAGGAGCAGCCGCCAGCAGCAACACACUCCUGCUGAGUUGUACGCCCCCUUCAGCCCCACCUCUGUGCCGUCAGGUUAUAUGACCAUGGGUCCGGUGCAGGCGGCCCAGUGGGCGCAGCAGCCGUUUCCUGCCCAGGCCCAGACUUUGGCCUUCCCUGUGCAGGGGCCCCUCCAGGUGGCUCAGGUCCUCCCUGGUGGUCAGCCAGUCAUCUGGAGCCAGGCCAAUAUUUUCCCGGCCACACAGCAGCAGUGGGCGGCCAUGGCAGCCUACAUGCCGGCCCAGACCGUGGGCGUGGGAGGGCACGCCAUACCAGCUGCCAUGCUCCAAGGCCUGGUACCCAUUACCACCAUGUGCCCCCAAGCCUGCGACAUAUCAGCCCCCUCCUCUGCCAUCACCAGCCCCCAGCACACGGCCGACCCCAGCCUGCUGCAGAGGCAGCUGAGCCUGGGGAGGGAAGGCCUCGGCGUGGACUCAGAUGCAGGCGAGGGCCCCUCUACAUCAGGAGCCGGAGCAGCAGGUGUGGGACCUGGCUUGGCGUCCGCAGCGGUGAGCAGGUGUGGGACCCCAGGCCUCAUGGGUGUACCGGACACACUGGCCUGCAGUCAGCUGCUGCUGCCUCCGUCAGCUGCUGCGAACCAGGAAGAGGAAGGGAGCUGUAGUGACCUUGAUCUCUCUAGAAUGACCUUGAGCCCAGGUACAUCCACAUCACCGUCUACUGAAUCUCCAUCCACUCCAGCCCCUCAGCAGAGCUCGUCUUCAGACUGCCCUCCUUCCCAGGCCAGUGACCCCCCCACAGAUCACUCCCCUGUAGACCCAGUGGGCAACUGCAGCAACGUUAAGGAGGAACAAUCGGGCUCUGUUGUUGCAAGGUCAAUCUCUCCAGUGCCCAGUGGAGCUCCUGAUCCUCCGCAGGAUCAGACCUGUCCACAGGAAGACAGCUAGAGAACAACAUGGGGGAUGGAAGCUCUCAAGGCCAAGACAGAAGCUCAAGAGAAAGAGAUGAAGAGGGGAUUAGGGACUAUGAACAGCAGCAUCUCUCCAAGCUGGAUUACACAGACUUGUUCUGUUUUUUUUUUAACCUUUAAAGGAUCUUUUGGCAGUUCUGUAAUAAAUUGGCUAUCCUGGGAUCUACUUUCCUCUGGAAGUCAACACACUGUACUGUACUCCUCAGCAUGACAACCAGACUUUGGCUUUAUUGUCCAAUCAAAUAACCUUUCAACCAGGAAGUGACCUUUGAUCUUUGACCGAAACCUACAGUACAGCAGGAGGCGAUUGCACCCUCCUCCUGUCACGGAUUAAUGACUUUAUACCUGUGAGAAUAUGUUAAACGGCCAUGGUGACACUGAUGAUGCAAAUCAUUUUUUGGAAACUUUCCUACUGUAAGUGGCUGGCCUUCGGUUUGUCAGCCGCCACCAGCAAAGACUGUACACAGCAGAUGGAUUUGCCAAAUGUUCUCAUCGUGUUGCUCCACCGAUUCGUCCAUUUUGCAUGAACAGACUUGAUGUGGAUUCAGCGGACUCAGCUGUGAGCAAAACUGUUCUCCGCAGCUUCCUUCUAGACCUGAAACCAAUAAAAAAAAAAAAAAUAGAUAUCAUUUCUUUUUCUUAUUUUAAAAGCUGUGAAUUCUUAGUUGAUGUCGCCGAGUCAUUGCAGGUAUCGAAAUGACUUUGAGGCAUCAAUGUCAAAAUCAAAAUUUGCCAAACAUCUAUUUUGUAAAUAAGAAUCUCUCUCCCCAGUCCCCCCGUACCUGAGCCUCUGUGCCAUAAGAUAGCUCUCUGCCACUUGGAUGCCAACUACCUGUGUUUCUCUCAAGCAAUGCCCUACCAGCACCUCCAUGUUUGACGUCUGGAUGUUUGUUUCGCUUUUGCAGCCAUUUAUUUUUCGUUUCUGAAAAUGUCUUUGUUUCUGUUCAGUUGAACUGUGAAUCUGUGUUACAUGGUCAUUCAAAACCAAGCCUGCUGUACCUGUCACGCUGGAAGAAAUGAAGGGGUCGCCAAACUUAAAGAUAGUGACAAAAAUCCUACUACUCCUUAAAGGUUUCAGGUUUGUUUUUUUUGUUUUUUUUAGUAAAUAGGAGGCAGAUUUUCCUGAAUCUCUUUGUUUUUAGAUAAUCUACAUUUCCAGCUGAGGUCGCAUUGUUUACAAUUUGCCUCUUUGAAUCAUGUCUCUGUUUGGUUUCUUGAAUAAAUAGGCAGAAUAAACCCAUACUGGCUUAACCACAAUCUCAGAGACAGUAGAGUGCAUUUCUAUGCCUUAUCAGGUUUAUUUUUGUUGUCCAGUCACUGUUCUUCUUGUCACGUCAUUUGUAUACAGUAAACAGGUCAUUGUCGUAACAAAGCAGUUGGGGAAAAUUGUAGGUCUGCUCCAGCGAAUCAAAAUGGUCAAAAAGAAAAGCAACUUUAUACGAACAAUAGAGAUAUCACUAUUAACUGCUAGGCUUACAAUAAGAAAUGGUAACUGUACCACUGCUCGUGUAAAAAAAAAAAGAAGAGAAAUAGUCCAAAAUAUUUUGUAACUUUUAUUUAUGGAAUUAAGAAUUGUCAUGAAAAGAGAAAAAAAGGACUUUUGUACGUCUAUGACUUCCCCAAACACUGUACCCAUGCCACUGUUCAGUCACAAAUAAAAUAUCAUGUGAUUCCCA
Molecule: messenger RNA, 4078 nt
Organism: Perca flavescens (yellow perch)
Lineage: Eukaryota; Metazoa; Chordata; Actinopteri; Perciformes; Percidae
Gene: dab1b
Product: DAB adaptor protein 1b
Exons: 15
Coding region: 628-2379 (583 amino acids)
Biological process (GO): neuron migration
Cellular component (GO): cytoplasm; intracellular membrane-bounded organelle
Source: RefSeq, a predicted model, not a curated record